CCCAUCUCCUUUGCUCUCACACAUCACUGCUGUCUCAACCUAGCAUGGACGCAUUUAUUUUCAUAGGACAACGCAGACAAAGCAGAUGAAAAAUUGCCUUUUUUUGUUUGUUUAAAGUCUUCCUUUUGAACAAAAGAAAAUUUGGCUUUAUUCUUCAAACCUUGUGGAUUUGAUGUUUUUUUUACCCCUUAUUUGUGGUGCAUUUUUUUUAAAUUCCAAAUUUAAACUGAGAUAUGUGGACGUGUUUUGUUUUUUCAAAGGAUGAGUUUGCAUUUUCUGGAGCUAUCCUAUAUGCAGGGAUCAUCCUCUGACUCAGGACCAGAACCGUAAAGCGUCGCUCCAACAAACCGAGCUGCACACAGACAGGACAGAGAAGUUCUACGGUGGAGCCGGACGACCCAGCCUGACGCACGGAGACGGACAGACGGACAGACAGUCUGAUGCCAACUGUCUCACCUGUCAAUCUCACGGCACCACUCCUCCUCCUCCUGCUGCUGCUGCUGCUGCUGCUAUGCACCACCCACACCACCAUGGCAACCAACUGGCUCUCCCUGGCGAGGCUGCCCCGCUCCAGGGCCGUGUCCGGUGCUGCUCCGUGCGCACGGCUGAGGGGGCUGACCCCGGGGCAGGUGGGGGUGUGCAGGGCGCGAGGGGAGGUCAUGGAGUCCGUACGCAAAGCAGCAGAAAUGGUCAUAGAAGAGUGCCAGCAUCAGUUCAGGAAUCGGCGCUGGAACUGCUCCACCACGCCUCGCGGGAUCAAUGUAUUUGGAAGAGUCAUGAACCAAGGCACUCGUGAGGCGGCCUUCGUGCACGCGCUGUCUUCUGCGGCAGUGGCGGUGGCUGUGACCCGAGCCUGCACCCGUGGGGAGCUGGAGAGGUGCGGCUGCGACAGGAAGGUCAGAGGAGUCAGUCCUGAAGGCUUCCAGUGGUCGGGGUGCAGUGACAACCUGUCUUACGGCGUGGCCUUCUCCCAGACCUUUGUGGACGAACCUGAGCGGGCCAAGGGGCUGUCAGCGGGGCGCCCACUCAUGAACCUCCACAACAACGAGGCCGGCCGAAAGGCCAUCCUUCACAACAUGCAAGUAGAGUGUAAAUGUCACGGUGUCUCUGGCUCCUGUGAGCUAAAAACCUGCUGGAAAGUCAUGCCCCCAUUCAGACGCGUUGGUGUUGUGCUCAAGGAACGUUUCGAUGGAGCCACAGAGGUCCGAUUGACUCGCAUUGGGUCCAGGCCAGCUUUGCUCCCUCGUGACCCCUACGUCAAACCCCCUGCUGCCAGAGACCUUGUGUACCUCUCACCCUCCCCAGAUUUCUGCAGCCUUGACCCAGAUAACGGCAUCCCCGGGACUGCUGGGAGAAGAUGUAACGGGACGUCCCGGCUGGCACCAGACGGCUGUGAGCUGGUGUGCUGCGGGCCGGGGUACAGAGCGGGCCGUGCCGAGGUGGUGCAGCGCUGCUCCUGCAAGUUUUCUUGGUGCUGCUCGGUCCGUUGCCAGCAGUGCAAGAACACGGUCACCAUUCACACCUGCAGGGUCUGAAACGGCUCCGACAAGACCGGACUGAGUGCAAUUCAAGACCCGAACAAGCCAGCCGAGAGAGAGAGAGAGAGACACUGGAGAACAGCUUCGACACCAAAUGACGUCCCAAAAAAAAGAAUCCUCAUUUAGGAUACAUUUUCACCUUCUGGGUAGAUUUGAAAGCUGCAGCAAACAAACAAAGAUGAGUCUCCAGAUAAAAGUGCAUGGGGGGGCCGAUUCCCAGACGUGCAUACACACACAGCAGCGACCUAAACCUUCACCUGACAAAGCUUUUAAAGCUGAAAUUAACUGAAACUAACAGAAACACUGCAGCAGUGUUGUUUACGCUUAUAUUAUACGUCUUAGAGUAGCGAGUCUUUGAACGUGUCCUGUAUUUAUGGCUCCUUUUCUGUUCCGGUUUUAUUUAUUUGUUUCACAGUUGUGUUCAAAGCAAUCGUAGUCUCCGUAACGCCAACGAUGUUUUCGAUCGAAGUCACAUUUCUGAGUGCCAAAUACUUUACUAGCAGGUGUUAUAGAGCAACAGAGGACCAGCGGAGCCAGCAGUCAUGACCUGUAGGCGACUGAAAAGCCGGAUUAAAGAGCUUUGUUGUUUGAAAGUCUUAGUAAAAUAAGUCAUUGCAGUCAGAAGAACAGCGUGCUUUGAGUAGAUUGAUCGAACAGUGCAAAAACAUACAGAGAAGCGCAGAAAGUGACCGGCUGCUCAGUUAAAAUGGUCCCAAAUGCUUUAAAAUGGAACUCAAUAAAGACGUGGAAGAAACCCAUCGGAUUAGAUCAAACAAGGUCAAGAUGGUAAAGAUUUAGCCGCUGAUCAGGCAGGAGAGUGAUCGAAAAAGGUCUUAAUAGUGAGUGCUAAGGAAAUGUAAAAAAAAAAAAAA
Messenger RNA from Fundulus heteroclitus (mummichog), 2410 nucleotides. RefSeq names its product wingless-type MMTV integration site family, member 4b (gene wnt4b). Lineage: Eukaryota; Metazoa; Chordata; Actinopteri; Cyprinodontiformes; Fundulidae. The transcript is spliced from 9 exons. Gene Ontology annotation, molecular function: frizzled binding; cytokine activity. Gene Ontology annotation, cellular component: extracellular region. Bases 441 to 1535 code for a protein of 364 amino acids. The record is from RefSeq and is a predicted model, not a curated record. Gene Ontology annotation, biological process: neuron differentiation; cell fate commitment; canonical Wnt signaling pathway.